AUGCUCCGCAUCAAGGCCUUUCCUCCGCUCCUUGCCCAGGCCAACUCGGAUUCGGUCAUCAGCACCAUGCUGAUCACCACCGAUGGCGCAGUUAUUUCUUACUCCUCAGUCCGUGCCAAGACUGCCGGCACGGCUGCCGGGGCCGGCUCCUCCGUGCCGCCGGGUGCCGCUCCGGGCGUCACUGCGGGUGACAUUACCGACGCCGAAGCCGCCGGGGCAAUGAUCCGCGCCGAGAUCGCCCAAGCCCCCGCCAAUGGUCCGGGAACUGUCCCACUCGAUGAGGCAGACUCGCAUUUCGACUCGGCCGGGCCCCUGUCCCGGCAGAGCCGCGACAUUGCCGUGGCCGCUGCCGCCGCCUGGGCACAGCACACCCGCGCUGCGCAUGCCGCCUUCAACAUCACCUCGGCUCCCUCGAUUCCGGGGGCCUUGGUUCCGCAGCACGCCGGGGCCGCCGGCGAGGAGCAGCUCUCCACGUUGGUCAUCAUGUGGGAAAAUGCUGCCUUCGCCGUGGCACGAGCUGCCCGCUUCCUGGUGGUUCUCCACUCGCAGCCUGUGUCAGCUUCCGUGGCUCUGGGGCCACUCCGCACGAAGGCCACUGCGCUCGGAGAACUUCUGUCGACCUCCCUGCGAGACAUCCACCUGCCGCAUUGA
Fonticula alba is the source of this 651-nucleotide messenger RNA. RefSeq lists its product as hypothetical. The record is from RefSeq and is a predicted model, not a curated record. Lineage: Eukaryota; Rotosphaerida; Fonticulaceae. The transcript is spliced from 4 exons. Bases 1 to 651 code for a protein of 216 amino acids.